UCAGGACAGGUGCAGUCAUUACUCAUAGUGGCGUUUCUGUCAGCAAGCCAAAGCGUUUAGAUGGGCGACAACAGAAAGCUGCAGCUUUAACCUUAAACUUAUCAGAAUGACAGUUAUUUUGGCAAUACAAAGCUGUCAGAAAAAACAGUAAUAGCAGACAGAGAGAGUUUUUAUUCUGUCUAGCAGUGUAUUGCUGUAGUGAAGAUGGCGCAAGCACUGUCAGAAGAGGAGUUCCACCGUAUGCAGGCUCAGCUCUUGGAGCUGAGAACACAGAACUACCAUCUAUCUGAUGAGCUGCGGAAAAAUACAGCGGAGCUCAACAGUGUCCGUCUGAAGACCUCGAACUUGGAGAAAGACUUUAUUAAAGCACAGAAGGCUUUGAACAAGAGCAAGAAAGCACAGGAGGUAGACGCCUUACUCAAUGAGAAUGAGAUGCUUCAGGGCAAGUUGCACAGUCAGGAAGAAGACUUCAGACUGCAGAACAGCACCCUUAUGCAAGAGCUAUCCAAGUUAUGUUCCCAGAUCGAGCAGUUAGAGUCAGAGAAUCGAGGAUUAAGGGAGGGUCAAGGUCUGGAAAGACCCGCCUCCAGCCCCGCCUCUGGUCCAGUGGAUGCUGAGCUCCUGCGCCUACAGGCUGAAAACUCUGCCCUGCAGAAGAAAUUGACAGCUCUUCAAGAGCGUGCAGAUGUUACUGAUGGAAAAGCAGCUCUCAUUGAUGGAAUGACGGGCACUAACGGUGUCCAAUCAGAUGCCAGCAGUCACAGUGAUGACCCUUCUGCCUCGGGAAAUGAUCAGAUUGAUCAGGCCGAAGUGCAAAGCGUCAAACUGGAACAGCGAGAUAAUGAACUGAGCGAGGUGGCAUUAAAGCUUCAAACGGAAAUGGAGGAGAAAUGCUUACUGAGGGAACAACUCCAGACACUAGAGAUGUCCAAGCAGACAGAAAUCACAAAACUACAAGAAGAAAAUGCUAAAUUGUCUGAUAAGUUGAAGAAAAAACAAGAAAGCUUCCAGCGGCUACAAGUUGAGAAGGAAGCACUUUACAAUGACAGCAGGACUAAAAUUGAUGAGAUCCAACAGAGGAAAGAGGAGGAACUCAAAUCCAUAAACCUUCGCGUGCAGAAAUUGCAGGCAGAUUUAAUGGCCGCCAACCAGAACGUCACUGAACUGAAGGAGCAGUUGCAGAGCAAACACAAAGAGCAUGAGAUGGCCAUCCAUGCGCUCAAAGAUCAGGUAGCGUGUCAGAGCGCGGUCAGUCAGGAGCAGGUGGAGGGCAUGCUGAGUGAGAACGAUGCUCUCAGGACAAAUCUAGCAGCCCUAGAACAGAUCCAAACAGUAAAGACUCAGGAACUGAAUUUGUUGAGAGAGCAAAAUCUGGCUCUCAACGCAGAGCUUCAGCAGAGGCGUACAGAUCAGGAGAGCUUCCUGGCGCAGAGAGAUGAUCUCAACUCACAGCUACAGGAGUCAAACCGAGCAAAUAGUCGACUGCUGGAGCAGCUCACUGAACUUGGUCUGGAGAAGGACAAGCUACAGCAGGAGUUAGAGGAAGCCAGAAAGACUGCAGAUAAGCGUAAGGCCAUGCUGGAUGAACUGGCCAUUGAGAUGGCACAGGAGAAAUCUCGGCACAAAGAGGAACUCAGCAACGUGCGUUUGCAGCAUGAGAAGGAGGUGCUGAGCAUCAGGGCACGCUACGAGAAGGAGCUCCGCGGCCUCCACGAGGAGAAGAACCGCACGGAAGAGGAGAUCCGCUCACAGCUACGAGAUGAGAAAGCUCGUACCAAAGAGCUGGAGGGUCUUCAGCCGUAUGUAGAGGAGCUGAAAGCUCAGGUUCAGUCCAUGGAGGGGACGAAGGGCUGGUUUGAACGCAGACUCAAGGAGGCCGAGGAGACCAUGGAAAAAAACAAACUGGACCAUGCAGAAGAGAUCCAGCGGGUACAGAAAGAUCACAGAGUCCAGCUGGAGGCUAAAGCUGCAGAGGUGGAGGCAGUCAAACAGCAAGUGACGGAGAUGGGGAAAGAGAGAGAAGAUCUCAACGACACAAUCGGAAAACUCAAACAGGAGAUUAAAGACACGGUGGACGGACAGAGAAUCCUGGAGAAAAAAGGUAGUUCAGCGCUGAAAGACUUGAAGAGGCAGCUCCAUCUGGAAAGAAAGAGAGCAGAUAAACUCCAGGAGCGGCUGCAGGAGAUCUUAACCAACACUAAGACUAGGACAGAUUCUCUGUCCGUGAAUGCAGGUCUGGAGGAGCUGGUAUUGUCUGAGAUCAGUUCCCCGAGCCGUACGCAGCAGACGGGUGACAGCAGUAGCAUUUCCUCCUUCAGCUACAGAGAGAUCAUGAAAGACGGCGCAUCAGCUCCCAGCACCAAUAAGUCCAACACCAGCAGCCCUCAGUCCCAGCGACCUGCUGACCUUUCAGACGACGAGGUCAGUGAGCUCUUCCAGAGACUCGCUGAGGUCCAGCAGGAGAAGUGGAUGCUGGAGGAGAAGGUGAAACACUUGGAGGUCAGCUGUGCCUCAAUGGCUGAUGACAUCUGUAAAAAGAGUGCCAUUAUUGAGACAUAUGUCAUGGACAGCCGUAGAGAUGUAUCAGGAGGAGUUGGAGUGGUCCAUGGUGCUCAGGGUGAGCGUGGAAGUUUGAGUUCUGUGCUGAGGGACUUGGUGAAACCUGGAGAUGAGAAUCUGCGUGAGAUGAACAAAAAGCUGCAGAACAUGCUGGAAGAGCAACUGACAAAGAACAUGCACCUACAGAAGGAUCUGGAAGUUUUGUCUCAGGAGAUUGUGCGCUUGAGUAAAGACGGUACCCCUGCGGAAAACUCCAAAGCCACGGGCUAAAACUGGACAUCAUCCAUCCGAUGAUUCAGUAGCCUUCUCUUUCUCAUUCUCUCAUCUCUUCACGGCUAUCAAGAGGAAACUACAUCCAUCUCUUACAAAGUCCUCCAACAAUCUCAGAUGUACUAGGAGCACAGAGGGUUGAAACAGAUCAAGUCCAUCUGUGAUUCACAUACUACUGAAUGUAACGUAACACUUUAUAUGUUGUGUGUCUGUGACUGAAAAGAACUGGUGGAUAAGAGGCCGUCAAGCAAACCCUGGCUGCUUGACAUCCGUGAAGUGUCUGCUCGGGAUGGUGGCAUGGCCUCGGUGGUCCAAGCAGGACCGCUCUACCUACCACUAAUUCCCCUGUUCAGGAAAGUGCGUGUCCUCAAACUGUUAUCACUGUUGUAUUGCCUGUUUUGUAUAUUUGAUUCGCUAAAGACACUUAUUUUGUGCGUGAAUGUGUGUAUAUGGGGCGUAGAACGGAUCUUUUCAUCUAAAUUGUAUUUAUUUGUGCCAGAAAAUCCAAAUAUCAUCACAUCUACAUCUUAUGGUAUGCUGCUCUUGUCUGAAAGGUUCACUAUAUCAAAAAAUUAGGAAAGUUUUCCGGCGAGAAUGAGAUUUAAUUGCUGCGAUAAUUAUCUGAGCAUUUUUGUAGGGCUCUCAAAAUGUUCCCGUGAAGGAAAGCGGCUCCCUGGACUCCCCUCGUUAAGCAGCAAUCUCUCUGCAGCUUAACGACUCAAUUUGACACCUCUCUGUCUUUCUCAGAACUGACGGCGCUGUUGGGGAACGGACCAAUUUCUCACAGUGCGCACUUGACUCCUGCUCGACUCCCAUGAGAAGCUAGCCGCCUGUUUUAGUGUCUAACGCCAGUUUCGCCUGUGUGUGUCAAUGCCCCUGUUGCGACAUGAUUUCGCUUUUAUGUAUUCCGCUUUUCGUGAACAUUUUAAAUUGACACACACACAGACACAGAGAACUGUUUUAUUUGGAGAGUGUCAAGUUAAUUUAAUCGUGCGGUCAUUUGACUGAUAUUUUGCUGUCAGUCCUCAGGCUCACUUCAUAUUUUUACUGUGUAACUGCUUGCACUGAUGGCAAGCACUCUUGUGUCUUGAUUUUUCCAAACGUAACCAGCUUACUACAGCUCUUAUAAGAAUAUGCCAUAUUUAAAGGGAUAGUUCACCCAAAAAUGAAAAUUAUCCCAUGAAUUACUCACCCUCAAGCCAUCCUAGGUGUACAUGACCAUCUUCUUUCAGACAAACACAAUCGGUGAUAUAUCUAAAAAUAUCCUGGCUCUUCCAAGAUAUAUAAUGGUAGUGAACGGGGGGUAUGAUUUUUGAAGCCCAAAAAAAUUCAUCCAUCCAUCAUAAAAAUAAUCCAUACAGGUUAAUAAAGGCCUUCUGAAGUGAAGCAAUGGGUAGAAAAAAUAUCCAUAUUUGAAACUUAAUAAAAAUAUAUAUAUAUAUAUAUUAACUAGCUUUUAGCAGAAGACCGUACACAUCGAUUUGUGGCGGAAGAGUAACCUCUGACCCUACGCAUGACGUAAUGACGAACGCAUAAGCGCAGAGGAUAGAGCAAAACUAAACACUGGUCACGAAUUUAGAAGACUAAAAUUAGAAAUUUUAAAGAGAAAUGUCGGAGGAUUUCGAUAUAAGAGAAGAGGAGCUUGAGUUUGUUGCCCAGCCCUAUUUGUUUAAGCCACGAGAGGUGUCUAAGCUUACGAUACUCAUACAUCCUGCAUCAUACAUCACGUCAGGGGGUUACUCAUUUGGUCAACUUGCGCAGUAUGCGUACGGUCGUCUGAGGGAAGCUAGUUAUUUUACUUUAUAAAGUUUUAAAUAUGGAUAUUUUUCUUACUAAAACCCAUCGCUUCACUUCACAAGGCCUUUAUUAACCACCUGGAGCUAUAUGGAUUUUAUUUAUGAUGGAUGGAUGCAUUUUUUGGCCUUUAAAAUCGGGCCCCCCCUUCACUACCAUUACAAAGCUUGGUAGAGCCAGGAUAUUUUUAAAUAUAUCUCCGAUUGUGUUCAUCUGAAAGAAGAUGGUCAUAUACACCUAGGAUGGCUUGAGGGUGAGUACAUCAUGGAAUAAUUUUCAUUUUUGGGUGAACUAUUCCUUUAAUGUAAAACAAAUGAAAACUCAUUGAGUUGAUAAAAUGUCAGCCUCAUUUUCAUUCAUGUCAAAUUAAAUAUGGCAUCUACCCCGUCUAAGGUCCGUUGAUCAUUUUAGAGGCAAUGAAUAUUGACCAAACAACUAUGAGAUUAUUAUUUGUUGAGUUUGUUCUGAUUGCACAACAUAACAUAGUAGAUUGUAGUAACAUGAGAAUAUGGAUCUCACGUCCACCUUAUUCAUCAACGGUUCUGUAUUAAUUUAGAGAUAUAAGUGUAUAUUCACCUUGGCAAAAUUAUGUUUUAUUAGGUGUGAGAUGUGAACGAUUACCAUUCUAUUUCAAGCCUUUGCAUUGCUUUAAGCUUUAUUACGACAACGGUUCAUUUCCAUGUUCUUGGCACAUGAGCGUGACGUUUGUGAUUGGUGCGUUAAAUGCCUGUUAAAUCCCUCUCUCUGACUUCUAAAGGUAAUCCUGACGGAAUGCUUUUCCAUAUUGCAUCCAUUUAUACCAUGCAGAAGUAGAAAAAAUAUAAUAUUCUUCAUUUCUGCCAUUGAGAAAACUGACAUACCAAAAUUCACUUGGACCAUUGUGUUUAAAAGGAUGAAGGAUAUUUGCCUUUGAAGCUCAGAGUUGUUUUAGUUUUUGCCUUUUUAAACUAAUAUCUGCCAAACAAGCUUUCUUUAAUUAGGAUCAUCAGUUAAUCAUCACUAAUUACAUGCAAGCAGAUUCUAUUAUUAAUGUCCGAUCUCCCACUACGUCUCUACGACUAAUAUUUAUUUAUGUGCAUUUCAUUGUCAUGUUCAGACUUCCAUAACUUGCAGUGAUAAUAAAGAAUGGCUGGACAAAACUA
Messenger RNA from Ctenopharyngodon idella (grass carp), 5765 nucleotides. It is a transcript of the gene gripap1, whose product is annotated as GRIP1 associated protein 1. Gene Ontology annotation, biological process: regulation of modification of synaptic structure; neurotransmitter receptor transport, endosome to postsynaptic membrane; regulation of recycling endosome localization within postsynapse. The record is from RefSeq and is a predicted model, not a curated record. Gene Ontology annotation, cellular component: extrinsic component of postsynaptic early endosome membrane; postsynaptic recycling endosome; glutamatergic synapse. The transcript is spliced from 29 exons. Bases 205 to 2829 code for a protein of 874 amino acids. NCBI's taxonomy places the organism in Eukaryota, Metazoa, Chordata, Actinopteri, Cypriniformes, Xenocyprididae.